Messenger RNA from Elephantulus edwardii (Cape elephant shrew), 1530 nucleotides. Its product is annotated as U2 small nuclear ribonucleoprotein auxiliary factor 35 kDa subunit-related protein 2-like. Gene Ontology annotation, biological process: mRNA splicing, via spliceosome. Gene Ontology annotation, molecular function: pre-mRNA 3'-splice site binding; metal ion binding. The transcript has 3 exons. The record is from RefSeq and is a predicted model, not a curated record. The coding region runs from base 1 to 1530 and encodes 509 amino acids. Lineage: Eukaryota; Metazoa; Chordata; Mammalia; Macroscelidea; Macroscelididae. Gene Ontology annotation, cellular component: U2AF complex; spliceosomal complex.
AUGGAUUCACGGUACCAGAGGCCUCUGCGCGACGAUUUAGCCUUAAUCCCUGCCUUUUCCGGCUCUCCUUUUCGAGGGCGGAGCACUCUCCGUAAACUGGCGUCUCCGGAGAAGAUGCUUUUCCCGGAGAGACAGAGCCACCGACAGUACCGGGCUGCCCUGAAGAAGGAGAAACGGAAGAAGCGCCGGCAGGAGCUCGCUCGAUUGAGAGACUCGGGACUCUCACAGGCAGAAGAGGAGGAAGAUGCUUUUCUUGAAGAAUGCCAACUGGAAGAAGAGAAGCUGUUGGAGGCGGAGAGGAAAAAGUUGCAUGAGGAGUGGUUGCAGAGAGAGCAAAAGGCACAAGAGGAAUUCCGAAUAAAGAAAGAGAAGGAAGAGGCAGCCAGGAAGCGGCAGGAAGAGCUAGCAAGGAAGUUGAAGGAAGAAUGGGAAGAACAGCAGAGGAAGGAGCAAGAAGAGGAGGAACAGAGACUUCAGGAGAAGACAGAGAGAGGGGAAGCUGUGCAGAAGAUGUUGGACCGGGCUGAAAAUGAGUUGGAAAAUGGUGCCACAUGGCAAAAUCCAGAGCCACCUUUGGACGUAAGAAUAAUGGAGAAAGACCAAGCUUACUGUUCAUUCUACAGUAAAACAGGAGCGUGCAGAUUUGGAGAUAGGUGUUCACGGAAACACAAUUUCCCAGCAUCGAGCCCCACCCUUCUGAUAAGAAGCAUGUUUACAACGUUUGGGAUGGAGCAGUGCAGGAUGGAUGACUACGAUCCUGACGCCAGCCUGGAGUACAGCGAGGAGGAGACCUACCAGCAGUUCCUCGAGUUCUAUGACGACGUGCUGCCUGAGUUCAAGAACGUGGGCCGAGUGGUGCAGUUCAAGGUCAGCUGCAACUUUGAACCUCAUCUUCGGGGCAACGUGUAUGUCCAGUAUCAAUCGGAAGAAGACUGUCAAGCGGCCCUUUCCCUGUUUAAUGGGCGUUGGUACGCAGGACGGCAGCUGCAGUGUGAAUUCUGCCCAGUGACCCGGUGGCAAAUGGCAAUCUGUGGUUUGUUUGAAAGCCAGCAGUGUCCGAGAGGAAAACACUGCAACUUUCUUCACGUGUUCAGAAACCCCAACAAUGAGUUUUGGGAAGCCGACAGGGACAUGUACCUGUCACCAGAUCGGACUAGCUCAUCCUUCGGGAAGAACGCAGACAGGAGGGAGAGGCACCACGGCAGGUCAAGGAGGAGGCGCAGCCCCAGCUCGGACCACUCCUCCAAAAGGAACGGUGAACCCGGCCGGAAGCGCAGGAGCAGCCACCACGACAAGUCCCACAAGCAUGUUGGUUCUAUUCAGUCCCCAAUGCCAGAUAUUUUGACUCUCCGGAUACCAGCACACAAAGGAGGAAUCUCCCUUCUAAGUUGUUGCUCCAAAGAGGAAACAAUCAUCCGUACAGGAAACUCCACCAGCAACAGUCGCCAGGAGUUCACUCAAGCUCACAGCAGGCCCACCUGUGUCAGAAGAGAUUUCAGUAGACCGUUCUUCAGGGGCGUCUAUGGGUAG